AUAAUUGGAAAGCUACAGUUGAUACACGCCGUCAUCUUCAAUUUUCUCUUCGAAGAAAAAGAAGUAUUCAUAGCAGGUACUUCCCAAGAAAUUCUAGAGAGAGAAAGUCUGGGUUUUAGAGAGAGAAGAGGGGGAGGUGGGGGAUGGGAAGAGCGUUUGUGUACGUGAUUCUAGGUGGAGGUGUUGCAGCUGGAUAUGCAGCUCUUGAAUUCACCAGGAGAGGAGUCUCUCAUGGUGAACUCUGUAUCAUUUCUGAAGAAUCUGCUGUGCCUUAUGAGAGACCUGCAUUAAGUAAAGGUUUUUUACUUCCUGAAGCUCCAGCACGCCUCCCAUCAUUUCACACUUGUGUAGGGAACAAUGAGGAAAGGCUAACUCCAAAAUGGUACAAGGAACAUGGAAUUGAACUCGUUCUUGGAACACGAGUCAAGUCUGCUGAUGUGAGGCGGAAAACACUACUAACAGCAACUGGGGAAACUAUAAGCUACAAGAUUCUCAUCAUUGCUACAGGUGCUCGGGCUUUGAAGCUUGAAGAGUUUGGAGUGAGUGGAUCAGAUGCUGAGAAUGUGUGUUAUUUACGUGAUUUGGACGAUGCAACGAGGCUUGUCAGAACUAUAGAAUCCUGUAAUGGUGGGAAUGCGAUUGUCAUUGGUGGCGGUUACAUAGGAAUGGAGUGUGCUGCUUCUUUGGUGAUAAAUAAGAUAAAUGUCACCAUGGUUUUUCCAGAGGCACAUUGCAUGGCCCGCUUAUUUACACCCAAGAUUGCUAGUUAUUAUGAAGAUUAUUACAAGUCUAAAGGAGUAAAGUUUGUUAAAGGAACUGUCUUGUCAUCAUUUGACCUCAACUCUGAGGGAAAGGUUACAGCAGUUAAUCUCAGGGAUGGGAGUCGGCUCCCAGCGGAUAUGGUUGUUGUGGGAAUCGGAAUCCGUCCAAACACAGGCCUGUUUGAAGGCCAACUAACCCUGGAGAAAGGUGGGAUCAAAGUGAAUGGACACUUGCAGUCGAGCAACAGCUCAGUCUAUGCUGUUGGUGAUGUCGCGGCGUUUCCGGUCAAACUUUUUGGUGAUACCCGAAGACUCGAGCAUGUUGAUUCAGCCCGAAGGUCGGCAAAACAUGCGGUGGCUGCAAUAAUGGAACCAGACAAAACCAGUGAAUUCGACUACCUGCCAUUCUUCUAUUCCAGAGUCUUUACGUUAUCUUGGCAGGUUUAUGGAGACAAUGUAGGGGAGGCAAUCCAUUUUGGGGAUUUUUCUGGAAAUGCCUUUGGGGCUUAUUGGGUGAGCAAUGGUCAUCUUGUUGGGUCUUUUCUAGAAGGUGGAACCAAAGAGGAGUACGAGGCUAUAGCCAAGGCCACCAGGCUGAAACCAGCAAUUGAAAACUUGGCUGAACUUGAAAAUCAGGGCUUGGGUUUUGCUUUGGCAUUGAGUGAGAAGCAACCGCCAACACUGCCUGUUGAAGUUGGUGGUUCUGAACUGGUUGUAGAGAAACCAUUAUAUGCUUGGCAUGCAACAGCUGGUGUUAUUGUGGCUGCAUCAGUAGCAGUAUUUGCAUUGUGGUAUGGAAGGAGGCGCCGGAGGUGGUGAAAAAAUAUUCAUUUUUGCAAUGGCGCUUGGAGACGGAUGCUCGAUUUUACUUAAGUCAAUGUUGUAAAACCCAUGUUGUAGCAUUUUUUAGAGUUAGGAUAUGUAAAGUACUCUUUAAAUCCGACAGGAAUUAUUUAUGUUAAGGGAAUGUUUUAGAAUCCAACAAUUACUCUAGAUUAUUUCUGUUAAGGGGUUGUUUUAGAAGUAACACUUACUCUGGAUUAUUUAUGUUAAGGGAUUGUUUUAGAAUCCAAUAGAA
Molecule: messenger RNA, 1839 nt
Organism: Cornus florida
Lineage: Eukaryota; Viridiplantae; Streptophyta; Magnoliopsida; Cornales; Cornaceae
Product: monodehydroascorbate reductase 4, peroxisomal
Exons: 7
Coding region: 144-1580 (478 amino acids)
Cellular component (GO): cytoplasm
Molecular function (GO): oxidoreductase activity, acting on NAD(P)H; flavin adenine dinucleotide binding
Source: RefSeq, a predicted model, not a curated record